Molecule: messenger RNA, 1679 nt
Organism: Carassius carassius (crucian carp)
Lineage: Eukaryota; Metazoa; Chordata; Actinopteri; Cypriniformes; Cyprinidae
Product: mitochondrial ubiquitin ligase activator of nfkb 1-A
Exons: 5
Coding region: 192-1235 (347 amino acids)
Biological process (GO): organelle organization; protein ubiquitination
Molecular function (GO): ubiquitin-protein transferase activity
Source: RefSeq, a predicted model, not a curated record
UGUGUGUUUAUGCACCGGCCUCCGCCCCCGCCCCAAAUUCAUGGUCAGGCAGAAAUCAUAGCUACCUAUAAAAGGUCCUCGCGCAUUGACGUGCCACGUGACCUUAACAACGUCGCAGUUUUCGGAAAUGAAUUCAGGAGGAUCGUGAGUGUAAAAGUAGUCUAGAGAAGAGGAAGAGGGUGAGGAGGAAGAUGGAGGAUUUCCCCAUCCGGGCAGUGGAGAUGGUGUGUUUGGGUUCAAGUGUGGCUCUCUCUGGUCUGUUUUAUUACAUCUACAGGAAGAAAUGCAAAACUGUGAACAAGCUUAAUGAAGCUCCAGUUUUGCCGGUGGAUGAAAAGUUAGUAGAUCUUUUGAAUGCCACGCCAGGGAAAUGUCUGCAGUAUGUGGUCAUCGAGGGUACAGUGCAAUCCAUCGGGGAACCGUUAAGGAGUCAGUUUCAGGAAGGCAGUGUUGGUGUAAUCCAGAAACUGGUCCUCCGAGAACACAAACUUGUGUGGAACAGUUUAGCACGCACUUGGACAGACAGCGAGCGUGUGCUUCACCAGCGUGUGAAUGCUGUGCACUUUAACCUGCUGGGUGUGAACAAGGCGUUUGUGCGUGUGCUCUGUCCCCUGGAGGCCACGGGUCCCAAUAUGGAAAUCAUCCAUGAAAAGUUCCACCAGGCUAGUUAUGGCUUCACGGACCUGAUUGGUCAGUAUUUGAGCGGAGAGAAGCCCAAAGGUCAACUGGAAACAGAGGAGAUGCUGAAAGUGGGUGCCUCUUUGACCGCAGUGGGCGAGCUCAUCCUGGACACGGACCGCCUCCCAAAAAUCCGCCCACCCACUGAUGGCUCGGAGUACUUCCUUAGCACAGAUGACUUUGAAACCCUGCGGCUGGAGCAGGAAGGGCAGGCAGAGGUGUGGAGGGUGCUGGCGUGCAUUUGUGCAUUGGCAGGUGUGGCCGUGCUGAUGUGGGCGGGACGCAGGUACUACCGCCAGUUGAAGCAGCGAUGGGAGCAGGAGAACAUGAGGAGGGAGUUUGAACUGAUGGGUGCAGAAGAGCGAGAAGAGGAGGAGAACGGCAUGGAGGUAUCAGAGAACCCGUGCGUGAUAUGCCUGAGUAACCCACGAGGCUGUGUGCUGCUGGACUGCGGACACGUGUGCUGCUGUUUCCGCUGCUAUCAGGCCUUGCCACAACCCAUCUGUCCCAUCUGCAGACAGAAUAUCAGACGAGUCGUGCCUUUGUACCAAGCCUGAGAGACUGAAAAGAAUCCAUUGGUUUCUCUUGAAAAAGGCUUUCAGCACAUUUCAACUACUAAACAUAGUUUAAUCCUUUACAAAUGAACAGUUGUGCUGGAUUUACAUGAUAUACUUGUCAAAACAGCCUUAAACUUUAAAACAAUGUUAUACUGUGAACAGGACACCUGCGAUAGAAGCAACACAGAGAUUCCUGAUACACACUUUAGUUUCACCAUUUUAGUUUUAACAAAUUCCUAUGGAAGCUUAUUUCCACCACAGAAUAAAAAAAACAUGUAAUUGUGACUUUUUAUCUCACAAUUCUGACUGAAUGUAAACUAUUUUUCUUAUAACGCUUUUUCUUGCGGUUGCAAGUUUAUAUCUAACAAUUCAGACUUUUCUUCUCAGAACUGCACAUCUCACAAUCAAAACAAUAAUAUUUUUCUACUCCGAUUAGGACUUUUU